UAACGUAGAUAACAUCACGAUUAUUAAUGGGUGGUAGGUGAAACGGACUUUCUGGCUGUGUGCAUUUUAAUAACAGGCUUGUUUGCUGCGGGUUGUCGGUCCUGUGCUGCUUAGUUUAAAAUUGCGUCAAAUUAAAAGAGAACUGUCUGCACCCCAGGUUAAUAAGAGUUACGUGUGGUCUCUCGAACCUAUUUUUCGGAGCUAUUAUUGAUGUAAAGAGCCGCGCUUUCAAACACUGAGAUCGACUGGAAAGCGUACAUGGAAGAGGUGGAAGGAGUCAUCAAUGGCACCUACGACUAUACCCUACUUAAAGGAGGCACCGGCCCUUUGGUGUACCCAGCUGGUUUUGUAUACAUCUUCAUGGCUCUGUACUACAUAACUGGCCACGGGCUGAAUAUCCAGAUGGGGCAGUGUCUGUUUGCUGCUUUUUACCUAGUCACUUUGCUGCUGGUCUUCCGUAUCUACCACCGAACCCAGAGGGUGCCUCCCUAUGUCUUCUUCUUCGUCUGCUGUGCCUCCUACCGCAUCCACUCCAUCUACGUUCUGCGGCUCUUCAACGACCCGGUGGCCAUGAUGCUGCUGUUUGGUGCCACCAACCUCUUCCUGGAAGGCCACUGGACCCUGGGCUGCGCUUUCUACAGUCUGGCCGUGUCGGUGAAGAUGAACGUGCUCCUCUUCGCUCCUGGGCUCCUCUUCCUUCUCCUCUGGGAGUUUGGCUGGCAGGGGACCCUUCCCCGGCUGAGCCUCUGUGCCACUAUACAGUUGCUGCUCGGCCUGCCGUUCCUCCUCGCAAACCCCGUGGGCUACGUCAGCCGCGCCUUCGACUUGGGACGCCAGUUCCUCUUUAGGUGGACCGUCAACUGGCGCUUCCUCCCGGAGGAGAUCUUCCUGAGCCGCUAUUUCCACCUCAGCCUGCUGGGGGCGCACCUGCUGACCCUGCUGCUGUUUGCACUCCUCAGGUGGAAAAGGCCCGGAGAGAGCAUCACGGCGCUGCUGAAGGACCCGUCCAAGAGGACGCAGCCACAGAAGCUGAGUCCUGACCAGAUCAUCAGCAUCCUGUUCACGUCCAACUUCAUCGGCAUGUGCUUCAGCCGCUCGCUGCACUAUCAGUUCUACGUGUGGUAUUUCCACACCCUGCCCUACCUACUGUGGAGCGGGGGGGUGAAGAAGCUGGCCCACCUGCUUAGGGUUCUGAUCCUGGGGCUGAUCGAGCUGUGCUGGAACACGUAUCCGUCCACGGUGUACAGCUCAGCUGCCCUCCACGUGUGUCACCUUUUCAUCCUGCUGUCCCUGUGGUUGGCCCCUCGGGAGGGUGGGGAGAAGCCCAAACGGCCCUGAGCGGGAACCUGCCCUUUACUCUUCCUGCGUGGUGAGACAUGGGUUGACUGGUGGUGUGGGUGUCAUUCUUAAGCAUCAAUGAGGCGUGUCUGCCUCUGGCCCCGCCCAUCCCCCCCCCCCCCCCCCCAUGGAUCUUAUGGGGGCUAGCGUACACGGCGUCCUCUUCCACUUCCUGCCGAUAGUCAUACUGGUACCCAGGGAACCCCCUGUUCACACAGACGAGGAAACGAGGAUGACAGGAAGUUCUCAGGUUUUACAAACUGACUCUCGAAGGCGGCCAAUAAAACUAGGAAGUAUUUUGUGUGGUGGCUUAAGAAUGAGUAUGUAUGUUAUUUUAUUUGGAUGUUUACAUGGUUUGUCUGUUUGGUUAAGUUAGUACAGUAGUAAUGCAAGCCUGGUCCUCUUAGUUUUUCAUGAAUCACGUUAGCCAUCUGCGCUGGGUAACGGGUACCGUUUUACCCUUGUAAGGGUAGGUUUGGUGCAAGGGUACAACAGCAGGAACCGAAAUUCCCUACCAAGCAGAUUGCCUUGCCAUUUUUGCGGCUUCUGUCAGGUGCAGGUCAGUGGCUCAAGGGAUUCGCUUUUUGUGAGCUUAUAGUGCGUGCUGCAGUCACGUCAUCGGGGGGCAGGGAACUGUGUGACCGUCAUGCUCAGAGCAGGAGGAAGCCUCCUCAUUACUGAACACUGAUGGUGAUAGACUGUGAAUUGCCAAAAUGACUUCACAUGGAAGUUUAAGUGAUGCGUUUUUAAAUUAAUCUAUGCAGUGUUAAGAAUGAUUGCUGUAUAUGUAAUAAAAUCGGCAUUCAGCAGA
Molecule: messenger RNA, 2149 nt
Organism: Brienomyrus brachyistius
Lineage: Eukaryota; Metazoa; Chordata; Actinopteri; Osteoglossiformes; Mormyridae
Gene: alg3
Product: ALG3 alpha-1,3- mannosyltransferase
Exons: 9
Coding region: 259-1338 (359 amino acids)
Cellular component (GO): endoplasmic reticulum
Molecular function (GO): dol-P-Man:Man(5)GlcNAc(2)-PP-Dol alpha-1,3-mannosyltransferase activity
Source: RefSeq, a predicted model, not a curated record